Cuscuta epithymum is the source of this 3775-nucleotide messenger RNA. The record is from the annotation of a GenBank genome assembly. Lineage: Eukaryota; Viridiplantae; Streptophyta; Magnoliopsida; Solanales; Convolvulaceae.
AUAGUGAGUGAGUGGUAAGAAAAAAUAUGGCUCACAUGGCUUCAAUAAUUCCUCUGCCACCUUCUCUGUUCAUACGUUUGACUCUUCCCUUGACACACCGCCAUCCCCUUGUCUGGGUUUGCGUGUUUUCUGGGGCAAUGGGAAUAGGAGCAGACCCAUGAAACACAAUACAUGAGGAAGUGAAGAAGAUGAGGGCGUAUUGUAGCUUUGCUCUUUCCUGCAAGUCUUUCUUGCUUUCUUUUCCUCUUUUCUUCACCGUCUUCCUGCCAUUAACUUCCUGGGCUGUUUCCGAUGAGCUUCUCAGGGAGUCCCGGCAGCUUCUGUCCUUCAAGAACAGUCUUCCCAAUAAAGAGGCGCUUCAUGACUGGGUAUCUUCUGCAAACCCAUGUAGUUUCACUGGAGUCACAUGCACGAGCGGCUUCAUCAAGAUUUCCUCCAUAGAUCUCAGCAACACCAUUCUCGGCGCAGACUUUUCCUUGGUUUCAUCCCACUUGCUGACUCUUCAGAGUCUGGAGAAUCUUGUGUUGAAGAAUAGUAACCUCACUGGUUCUCUAACUUCUGCAUCAAAAGCACAGUGUGGGGCUUCUUUGGAACAAGUAGAUCUAGCUGAAAAUGCCAUUUCUGGGCCUGUUUCUGAUAUCUCUAGCUUUGCUGGAUGCUCCAGCCUCAGGUCACUUAACCUCUCCAAGAACUUGAUGGAGUUUCCUGAGAAAGGAGCUAGCUUUGCCAUUGGACUUAGACUUCUUGAUCUUUCUUACAAUAAAUUAUCUGGGAAAAACAUCUUUUCCUGGCUGGUGCCUUCUGAUUUUGCUGACCUUGAGUUUCUAUCUUUGAAGGGGAACAAGAUGUAUGGAGAUAUUCCUGAAAUGGGUUUCAAGAACUUGACAUUCUUGGACCUUUCAGCCAACAAUUUCUCAGCUUUCUUCCCUUCAUUUCAAGAAUGCUCCCAUUUGGUGCACCUGGAUUUGGGUAUGAACAGUUUUUCAGGUGUUGUUCCUGAAAGUAUUGGGUCUUGUUCUGCAUUACAGCUUCUUGACAUAUCCAACAACAAUUUCUCUGGUGAGUUGCCUGUUGAAACUAUCCACAAGUUAUCCAGCUUGAAGACUAUGGUUCUCUCUUUCAAUAAUUUCGUUGGGAAAUUUCCCAGGGAGGCAUUAUCCUCAAAUUUGGAGACAUUGGAUUUAAGUUCUAAUAAUCUCUCAAGCUCAAUCCCCCCUGGGAUUUGUGAAGGUCCUAGAAAAAACAGCUUGAAAGUUUUGUACCUUCAGAACAACCUUUUCACUGGUUCUAUACCAGAGAGUUUAAGCAACUGUUCACAAUUAAUCUCCCUUGAUCUCAGCUUUAAUUACCUUAGUGGUAGGAUACCCUCUAGUCUAGGCUCAUUGACAAAGCUGAAAGAUUUGAUUAUUUGGUUGAAUAUGCUACAGGAGGAAAUCCCUCAAGAACUUGCCUAUCUGCGGGCAUUGGAGAAUUUGAUUCUUGAUUUCAAUGACUUGACAGGCUCAAUCCCUGCAAGUAUUAGCAAUUGCACUAGUUUGAACUGGAUUUCCUUGUCGAAUAAUUUCUUGAGUGGAAAGAUUCCAGCUUCUCUGGGCAGUUUAUCCAAUCUUGCCAUUCUAAAGCUUGGGAAUAACUCAAUCUCGGGUAAUAUCCCAGCCGAGCUUGGGGAUUGUACGAGCUUGCUAUGGAUUGAUCUAAACACGAAUCUCUUGAGUGGGCCUAUCCCGGCUGCUUUAUCAAAGCAAUCUGGCUACAUUGCGGAGUCGUUGCUAACUGGGAAGAGGUUUGGGUAUAUCAAGAAUGAUGGGAGUGAGAUUUGCCAUGGAGCCGGGAACUUGCUUGAGUUUGGAGGGAUUCGACAGGACAGGCUGGACAGGAUUUCCACCAGGCACCCUUGCAAAUUCACUAGACUUUACAAAGGCAUCACCCAACCGAAUUUCAAUCAUAACGGAUCCAUGAUUUUCCUUGAUCUGUCUUACAAUAACCUGCAGGGUGGCAUUCCUAAGGAAUUAGGAUCAAUGUACUAUCUUUUUAUUCUGAAUUUGGGGCAUAAUGACCUGUCUGGUCCGAUUCCUCCCGAACUCGGAAGCCUGAAGACUCUAGCAAUUCUGGAUGUAUCACAUAACCGUCUCACUGGCUUGAUUCCGCAAUCUUUGACCCGAUUGACUUUUGACGAGAUUGAUCUUUCAAACAACAAGCUCUCUGGACCAAUACCUCAAUCAGCAGCUUUUGACACCUUUGCAGCUUACCGGUUUGCCAAUAAUUCUGGGCUUUGCGGAUACCCUCUUCAGGACUGUGGGUCCGGUUCCAGUUCAAGAACAAAUUGGAACCGCAAGUCUCAUCGUGAACAAGCGUCCUUUAUCGGGACGUUGACGAUUGGGAUUUUGUUUUCCUUGAAAUGAAGAAGAGACGCAAGAAAGGAGAGGAGGAGAAUGAAGGGGCAGUGGCGGCUCGUCCAGCUACUAAUGCAAACAGUGGGUGGAAGCUAACUGAUUUUCCGGAAGCGUCGAGUAUAAACCUGUCUACAUUUGAGAAGCCUCUAAUAAAGCUCACUUUGGCAGAUCUGAUUGAAGCCACAAAUGGCUUCCACAAUGAUAGCCUUAUAGGGUCGGGCGGUUUCGGCGAUGUCUACAAGGCACAUUUGAAGGAUGGUAGUGUUGUGGCGGUAAAGAAAUUGAUCCACAUCAGUGGUCAAGGAGACAAGGAGUUCACCGCAGAGAUGGAAACUAUAGGCAAGAUUAAACACCGCAACCUGGUCCCGCUUUUGGGCUAUUGUAAGGUUGGGGAAGAACGGCUGUUGGUUUACGAGUACAUGAAGUAUAGAAGUUUAGAGGACGUUUUGCGUGACCGGAAGAAGAAGAAGAAGGAGGAGAGUGUCAAACUAAACUGGGCUGCCCGACGGAAAAUCGUGAUCGGAGCAGCAAGAGGGUUAGCUUUCCUUCACCAUAACUGCAUCCCGCAUAUCAUUCACCGGGACAUGAAGUCUAGCAAUGUGUUGGUUGACGAUAACUUCGAAGCAAGGGUUUCGGAUUUCGGAAUGGCAAGGCUAAUGAGUGCAAUGGACACUCACUUGAGUGUUAGCACGUUGGCGGGUACCCCCGGAUAUGUCCCGCCCGAAUAUAACCAAAGUUUUAGAUGUUCAACUAAAGGCGAUGUUUAUAAUUUUGGAGUGGUCUUGCUUGAACUGUUGACAGGAAAACGGCCGACGCAUUCAGCGGAUUUCGGUGACAACAAUCUUGUAGGAUGGGUGAAGCUUCAGAACAAGACGCAAAUCCGAGACGUGUUUGAUCAAGAUUUGUUUAAGGAUGACUGCUAUCCGAGCUUAGAAAAAGAGCUUGUUCUAUACUUGAGAGUGGCAUCCGAAUGUUUAGAUGAUCGACCAUGGAAACGACCGUCAAUGGUUGAAGUUAUGGCAAAGUUCAAAGAAAUUCAAGCGGGCUCAGGAGUCGAAUCGUCGCCAACAGUGGCAGUAAACUGCGAUGACCUUAGUGAGAUUGAACUGAGCAUCAGAGGGAGUAUAAAAGAAGGCAAUGAGCAGAGUAGUAAUCAGGCUUAGUAUGAAGAAACUGUCCGUGUUUUUGGACAUUGUUAAUGUAUGGACCACUAGCCCCUUUAAUAACAAUUACUCCGCAUUUGGUAACUCAUAAACAUUUGAUGAACUUUAUACGUAGUACUACGUAGUAGUUAAAUCAGUUCGUUUGCUCUUUUUUCUUCACCUGUAGAAAAGAAAUCAAUGCCUAUAAAGUUUGAAAAACUUUGAAUGCCUAUAAAAUUU